Messenger RNA from Rattus norvegicus (Norway rat), 1023 nucleotides. It is a transcript of the gene Dnajc24, whose product is annotated as DnaJ heat shock protein family (Hsp40) member C24. Gene Ontology annotation, cellular component: cytoskeleton; actin cytoskeleton. The record is from RefSeq and is a predicted model, not a curated record. Gene Ontology annotation, molecular function: ATPase activator activity; zinc ion binding; ferrous iron binding. Gene Ontology annotation, biological process: protein histidyl modification to diphthamide. Lineage: Eukaryota; Metazoa; Chordata; Mammalia; Rodentia; Muridae.
CCUUCAGAUUUGUGCAUCAAUAACUAGGGCGCGACUGGAAACGAACUCCCUCUGUACUCCGACUUCCGGCGGAAAAGAAAGUGAGUUCCGCGCUCCGUACUGCCGCGGCUGCAAGUGGACUCCUACCCCAGUGUGGAACGUGGGUAUCAGAGAAGGCCCCCUUCUGGUUUGAAGGACGCUGAUGGCUUUUGAGCAGACAGUCAAAAAGGAUUGGUAUAGCAUUCUAGGGGCAGACCCAUCUGCAGAUGUGUCAGACCUAAAACAAAAGUAUCAGAAACUCAUAUUACUGUAUCAUCCAGAUAAACAAAGUGCAGAUGUGCCAGCAGGAACCAUGGAGGAGUGUGUGCAGAAGUUCAUUGAAAUUGAUCAGGCAUGGAAAAUUUUAGGGAAUGAAGAAACCAAGAAAAAGUAUGACCUGCAGCGGCAUGAAGAUGAGCUAAGAAAUGUGGGGCCAGUAGAUGCACAGGUACACCUUGAAGAGAUGUCCUGGAACAAAGAGAGAAAUGCACCAAAAAACUUCCGGUGGUGUUGUGGCGGCUUCUUGCACUUCCUCGGACUCAGGCCAGCUGGCAGAGCCUUGUGGGUGGACCUGUCAUUGCCAAUUUGUAAACGCUGUUUAUGAGGAGUCUUUCUCUCUGAGCUGUCGAUGUGGUGGGAAGUACACUGUCUACAAAGAUGAAGCACAAGAAGCAAACCUUAUUUCCUGUGAUACGUGCUCACUGAUUGUGGAACUCCUUCAUCAGAGCUGAGCUGAGUGUUCAUCCCUGGGGUGCUUUAACUACAAGGAGAAGGAUGCUUUUUGUUAUUAGCUGUAUAAUUUGUGAAGAUGAUGAAAUCUUCAAGCAAAGACCACCAGAUUAACAAAUAAAUUCAGUUGUUUAUAUAUCUAAAAUGUAAAUUAUAGGAUAUUACAAAAAAGGACUUGAGUAAUAUUUUUGCAUUCUUAGCUAACAACUUUUGUUUUCUCUUUGGUACAAACCGAUUAUUUGCCUUUUGAAAUAUAAGUAUCUUUUUCAAAAAUCA